Candidozyma auris is the source of this 1317-nucleotide messenger RNA. Its product is annotated as N-acetylphosphatidylethanolamine-hydrolyzing phospholipase D. The record is from RefSeq and is a predicted model, not a curated record. Bases 1 to 1317 code for a protein of 438 amino acids. Gene Ontology annotation, molecular function: N-acylphosphatidylethanolamine-specific phospholipase D activity; zinc ion binding. The transcript has a single exon. Gene Ontology annotation, biological process: N-acylphosphatidylethanolamine metabolic process; N-acylethanolamine metabolic process. Gene Ontology annotation, cellular component: cytoplasm; membrane-bounded organelle. NCBI's taxonomy places the organism in Eukaryota, Fungi, Ascomycota, Pichiomycetes, Serinales, Metschnikowiaceae.
AUGAACAAGCCGCCGAGGUCUCUCCGACUCAAAUCGGCGCUUGGGCUUCUUGUAGGGUACACCUCUUUCGAGGCGUACAUGCAUCUACGAACCCAGCACAUUAUAAGGGCGAGAAAGAAAGAGCAUGAAGCGGCCAUUGAGCUGGAAGACGUCUCCAAAUUCAAGUCUGCUACAAUCAAUGGAAUGUUUGUGAACCCUUUUGAUGAAUAUAGACCACAAACCGGAUUUGAAUUUCUCUGGGUGCGUUUGCUGGAGCUCGUCGAGAGUUUCUACGGCAACAAAAUCGAGAUCCACGAUAAAUAUCCCACUCCAGAGGGAGACUUCAAGGAAGUGGAUGAUAUGCUAAAGACGUUUAGACCGAAUUACGAGCUUCUUCGGGAGAAUUCUAAAAUUCUACAACAAUGUACCGCGCUGGGCAAUUUUGAUAAGCUUCGGGAAAAGAAGAAUGGUGUAUCCCUACAUGACCAGCUACUCUUCACUUGGCUAGGCCAGUCUUGUUCGCUUGUUCAGAUCUCGGGGAUUAAUAUUUUGACAGACCCAAUUUUUAGUGACCAUUUGUUCACACCGCAUUUUGGACCAAAGCGUCUUGUCAAAUCGCCGAUGACAUUGAGUGAUGUGAACUAUGCGACGAACAACAAGCUAGACUUUGUUUUGGUCUCGCAUAACCAUCCUGAUCAUCUUGACCUUGAUGCUGUGGAGCGCAUAAGUAACAGAGCCACAUGGAUUGUGCCCUUGGGACUCAAGCUGGUAUUGGCAAAACGGGGCAUCUAUAGAGUGGUCGAAUUGGACUGGUGGGAUAAGGUCUCCCUUAACAAGCUCAUAUGUGAAAGCCCUAACUUCAAGGAUGACUAUGAGAUUGUCUGCGUGCCAGCAAUGCACUGGUCUGGACGACACAUCACUGACUCAAACCAGUCGCUCUGGGGUUCUUUUAUCCUUAGGAGAAAUGGCCACUCUCUCCUUUACCAUGCUGGCGACACUGGAUUUUGCCGUGAGUUGUUUGAGAUGAUUGCUAAAUUGUACGGGCCUGUAACACUUCUGAUGCUUCCAAUCGGCCAGUACUGUCCUGAAUGGCAUCAACUGCCUCGCCAUAUACUGCCGGAGGAGAGUAUAAAAAUUGCGCAGAUCUUACAAACGAAGUUUGCCUUGGGGAUUCAUUUCGGAACGUUCAAGCUUAGCUCUGAGCCGAUUCUUGAACCAAAGAACAAGCUACUUGAUUUGGCCAAGCAUAUAGGCAAGGCCAACGACUACAAAGUGCCCGAAUUCGGUCUCACGUACUCAUACCAUCUCCACAACGGCGACCACCUUAAACACUUUUAG